Messenger RNA from Drosophila navojoa, 2250 nucleotides. Its product is annotated as polycystin-2-like protein 2. The record is from RefSeq and is a predicted model, not a curated record. Gene Ontology annotation, cellular component: membrane. Gene Ontology annotation, biological process: detection of mechanical stimulus. Gene Ontology annotation, molecular function: calcium channel activity; calcium ion binding. NCBI's taxonomy places the organism in Eukaryota, Metazoa, Arthropoda, Insecta, Diptera, Drosophilidae.
AUGAGGUCGAAAGUGGUGGAUCUCCUAAAGAGGAGCGUCCUGCUGACUGCCACCAUCGUCAUAAUGAUUAUUUGCCUAAUCUGCGGCUCCUUUCUGUCGGGCUAUAGGCACAAAGUAAAGAAAAUUGUGGGCAUUAUGAUACACUCGUUUCUGGCGACGGUAUUAAUAUUCGUGAUUUGCGACCCGGUCAAGUUUCUCAUUCUGGCCGUGGACAAGGCCUGGUGGCCGAGUCGCCACGACAGCUACUCGGUGGACCGGACAGCCAAGAUUCAUACGCGCAUGCACUACCUGAAGAUGAGGCUGAAAAUUCUGCGCUCCCAGCUGGUGGCCACGGACAAGCACUGCAAUGAGCCCCUGAAUCUGCUCUACCAGUCGAUCACGAACGACCUUUGGCUCUACGGCAGGUACUUCUUUCUGCUGAUGUGCCUGGUGGUGGUGACCUGGGACCAGCUGCUCUGCUACAAUACCAAGCACAUGGAGGCUCUCUUUGUGCGCAAUAAUUCGCACGGCUGGGGACUGGAGAAAGUGCAUUCGUUUGCUGACUUCUAUAAGUUCGUGGAGUCGACACUUGUGGAGCCCUUUGACCCAGACUUCGAAGAGACUGGACUGAGAACAUGGCUCUACGGCGAUCAUACUGCCAAAUUGGGAGUUGUUCGGUUACGCCAGCUGCGUGUCAAGGAGGGCUAUCACAUGGGCUGGAAGGAUCUGGAGUAUGAAACCAGGGACUAUAUGAGCCGAUGGCAGCUCCCCUACCAACAGUUGCCGUACACGAAUAAAUAUUGGAAAAUCUACACACCCUGGCUGCCCAUCAAUCCCACCCUCUCCGCCGAAAACAAGUUCUUUUUGAACUAUGUCCAUCAGGGCUAUGCGCACGACUUCAGUGAACUCGACGGCUACUCAACGCUGCUCGCACGCACCGCCAACAGCAGCAAGUUGGUCAUUAACUAUUUGACGGAUCAACAGUGGCUAACACGCUCGAAGACCUGCGCCAUAUUCGCGGACUUUACGCUCUUCAAUAUGGACGCAAACAUGUUCACCGUGGCCACGCUGACCGUCGAGGUGACGGCAUACGGAACGUUUGAGUACGCCACGCACAUUGAAAGCGCCAAGCUGCUGAUGCUCGAUGAUUUUAAUUCGAUAUACAAAAUAUUGAUAGUGUUCCUUUAUAUACUGGUGUUCUUGCAGUUCGGCAAGUCGGUGAUCAUUAUGCUCUGGUUCGAGCCGAACAAGCUCCGCAGCACAUGGGUCAAACUGGAUUUAGCGAUCAUCCUGCUGAACAUCACGCUGAUCUGUUUGCUGGUCACGCAUCAGAUUCUAUUGAACAGUCGGCUGAAAAGGGUGGAGAAUGCCAACGUCCUGGUGUUUAUCGACUUUCGCAUUCCGGCCCGUGUGCACAUCGCAAUCGAGGUGGGGUUGGGAUUUCUCGUCUGCAUUACCACGCUGCGACUGUGGCGCAUCCUCCAGUUCGCCAGGGUAUUUCAAUUGAUAACGGCCACGUUGUAUGCGGCCUGGAAGGCGUUGGCCAGCACGGCCAUGUUGAUAUUGAUAUUUCUGUUUGGCUUCGGCAUGGCCGUGGGCAUCAUAAAUGGCAACUAUACGAUCCAAUUUGCGAGCCUAACGAAUAGCAUUAUCUCGUCAGUGUGCUUUGCCUUGGGCCUUUCGCGGCAAUUAAACCCCGCCGAUCUGCUGCAUGGCGGCGCCCCUAUUGGCCUGGUUCUCUACGUAAUACUGGCCUUUUUCAUUGUCAUUGUGAUGAUGAAUCUAUUUAUCACAACGAUCAGGGAUUAUUUCGGUCAUGUUCGGCGAAAAAUGGAGGCCAGAUCCGUCUACAAUCAGAUUACGUUUUUGCAAUUUCUACGCGCCGAAUACGCACCAAUUUUCCGGUACUUUCUCGAGCUGCCCUGCUUUAAGAGGGGCUACAAGAGUCACAAUCGCACAGUCCACGAGAACAUCGAGAUCGCACUGAGGAGCAGAGCCAAGGGGUACAGGCCAAAGCUGACGUUCUAUGCCCAAAGCGCGGAUCACGUUAAGCAGCUGAAGGACAUCGAAAAGAGGGAAGAGCAAAUGAAGCACGAUAAGUACAAGGAGCGCAUUGAGCGGAUGCACACGAUUGCGGCUCUCAUGCAGACCCAAUUGGAAUUGCUCAACCACAUGCUCUUCACUGAGGCGAUGUUAGUUAGAGACUCUGAGGACUCACCGUAUGAAGCUUCCGAGUCUGAAUCUGAGCAAGAAGACAAGUACCGUAGAUAA